UCUAGAGACACAUGUGAUUUGCUAAGAUUGGAUACACCUAAUAAAUCAUUCCUGCCUACGCUUGAUGCAUCCCCAUGUCGGCACAGUCCUCGCUUACUUUCUAAUGGAUACUACAUGUUUGAGGAUGACAGCUACAACACGGAUGAUGAAGGGAAUCUGUCUUUCAGCCCAACAAAAUGUACCAUUUCCUAUAAAGAAAAUGUUGUAAGAAUAUUUCGAAGGAGACGUAGACCACAUGCACAGAGAGCCCUCGAUCUUUCAAAUCAUGAAAACCAAGAAGGCUGGAGGCCGCAGCUUGAAGAAGACCUUUGUGACUGUGAGCCUCUCGAUUUCAUCCAAACGUUCAAUAACUUUGCAGAAAGGAUUACCAAUUGCACUUCAAGAAGCACUAUUGGAUCAUGUCUUGCUGCAAGUGUUUCCCAAGUAUUACAGUCAGAGCAAUCGAAUCUUCAGGAACUUCAAACUUCUGAACCAUUCCAGGACAAUGGGUCACUAUCUUCGAUUUUCAAUUCAGAGAGCAGAACUUUUGAUCCCAGUAAUAAGCUCUCCAAGUACAGCAGAAGUGGAAGAAAUAUUAGAGAAAAGCUCUGUGUGCAGCUCUAUGGAAGGACGCCCAUGUGUUUAACAAAGGUAACAACACAUUUUCAGAUGACACAAAGAACCUCAUACCAGCACAGCAGAAGACAAUUCCUUUAAGUCUGGUUGGA
Molecule: messenger RNA, 707 nt
Organism: Staurois parvus
Lineage: Eukaryota; Metazoa; Chordata; Amphibia; Anura; Ranidae
Source: the annotation of a GenBank genome assembly